GGAGGCUUCUUGGUAACUGGUCCUAGCUUUGUGGGAGCAAUCGCCACUGCUUUCCUGGAACUUAAGAAGCACCAAUUUGUCUGCCUUUAUUGUUUUAAAAUCCUUAUAAGCUUGGUGAAUUUGAAUCAUUGUGGGAAAAAAGCAGGAUUUUGUAUACAAUACAGUGAUUCAACAAUUCUGUACAUUACUCAUUGGUCAUCACGUGAAUACAAUCAAAUUGCAUUUUAAAAUUUUGCUGAAAGUGGAGACAUGAGACUGAAGAUAUCUCUUUUAAAAGAACCAAAACAUCAAGAAUUAGUAAGCUGUGUGGGCUGGACUACGGCUGAAGAACUGUAUUCAUGUAGUGAUGAUCACCAGAUAGUGAAGUGGAACUUGUUGACCAGUGAAACAAGUCAAAUAGUAAAGCUUCCUGAUGAUAUUUACCCAAUAGAUCUUCACUGGUUUCCAAAAAGUUUAGGCAUAAAGAAACAAACUCAAGCAGAAAGCUUUGUCCUCACAAGUUCUGAUGUGUUGUCAGAGAAGGGUUGCAGUUUUGGAGUUCUUCUUUCUCUUCCAGUGUUUUUUCAUCAUACCCCCUCCCUCUCCUGUGUAGUGGUAACAUUCCAAAAGAGAUCCCUGAGAUCUGGUGGUAAAUUUCAUCUGAUUUCUAAGUUAGGAAGAGUGGAAAAAAGUGUAGAAGCUCACUGUGGAGCAGUUCUUGCAGGAAGAUGGAAUUAUGAAGGAACAGCAUUAGUUACAGUUGGAGAAGAUGGACAAAUAAAAAUCUGGUCAAAGACUGGGAUGCUGAGAUCAACUUUGGCUCAGCAAGGAACACCAGUAUAUUCGGUAGCAUGGGGCCCUGAUUCAGAAAAAGUUCUUUACACGGCAGGCAAGCAGCUGAUCAUUAAACCUCUUCAACCAAAUGCUAAAGUUUUACAGUGGAAAGCUCAUGAUGGCAUUAUUCUAAAAGUAGAUUGGAACUCUGUCAAUGAUCUGAUUUUGUCUGCUGGUGAGGACUGUAAAUAUAAGGUAUGGGAUAGUUAUGGCCGCCCUUUGUACAAUUCACAACCUCACGAGCAUCCUAUUACCUCAGUUGCCUGGGCUCCAGAUGGAGAGUUAUUUGCUGUCGGAUCGUUUCAUACUUUACGCUUGUGUGAUAAAACUGGGUGGUCAUAUGCUUUAGAAAAGCCCAACACUGGCAGCAUAUUUAACAUCGCAUGGUCAAUUGAUGGCACUCAGAUUGCUGGAGCCUGUGGAAAUGGGCAUGUUGUUUUUGCACACGUGGUGGAGCAACGUUGGGAGUGGAAAAAUUUUCAAGUAACAUUAACUAAACGAAGAACCAUGCAGGUUCGCAAUGUUCUUAAUGAUGCAGUGGAUUUACUGGAAUUCCGUGAUAGAGUCAUUAAAGCAUCUUUGAACUAUGCACACUUAGUUGUUUCAACGUCUCUUCAAUGUUAUGUGUUCUCUACGAAGAACUGGAAUACACCACUUAUAUUUGAUCUUAAAGAAGGAACUGUUAGUUUAAUUCUGCAGGCAGAAAGACAUUUUCUUCUUGUAGAUGGUGGUGGUAUCUAUUUAUAUUCUUAUGAAGGCCGCUUCAUUUCUUCUCCAAAAUUUCCUGGAAUGAGAACAGAUAUUCUGAAUGCACAGACUGUGUCUCUGAGUAAUGAUACCAUUGCAAUAAAAGACAAAGCUGAUGAAAAAAUAAUCUUCCUUUUUGAGGCAUCAACUGGAAAACCAUUAGGCGAUGGGAAGCUUCUUUCUCAUAAGAAUGAAAUUUUGGAAAUUGCUCUGGAUCAAAAGGGACUUACCAAUGAUAGAAAAAUUGCCUUCAUUGAUAAAAAUAGAGAUCUCUAUAUCACUUCAGUGAAACGAUUUGGGAAGGAAGAACAAAUUAUCAAACUUGGAACAAUGGUGCAUACUUUGGCCUGGAGUGAUACAUGUAAUAUCCUUUGUGGACUUCAAGAUACUCGAUUUACAGUGUGGUAUUACCCCAAUACGGUUUAUGUGGACAGAGACAUUUUGCCUAAAACAUUAUUUGAAAGGGAUGCAAGUGAAUUUAGUAAAAAUCCCCAUAUUGUGAGUUUUGUUGGAAAUCAAGUAACUAUAAGAAGAGCUGAUGGCUCACUGGUUCACAUCAGCAUAUCACCAUAUCCUGCUAUUCUCCAUGAAUAUGUAAGCAGUUCAAAAUGGGAAGAUGCUGUAAGACUUUGUCGCUUUGUUAAGGAGCAAACCAUGUGGGCUUGCCUAGCUGCUAUGGCAGUUGCUAACAGAGAUAUGACCACUGCAGAAAUAGCCUACGCAGCAAUUGGUGAAAUUGAUAAGGUUCAGUACAUUAAUUCUAUAAAGGAGCUUCCAUCUAAAGAAUCAAAAAUGGCUCACAUAUUAAUGCUUAGUGGGAAUAUACAGGAGGCUGAAAUGAUACUUCUUCAGGCUGGCCUUGUUUAUCAAGCAAUCCAGAUCAAUAUCAAUCUCUAUAACUGGGAAAGGGCACUUGAAUUGGCUGUAAAAUACAAAACACAUGUUGAUACAGUUCUUGCUUACCGUCAAAAGUUUUUGGAGACAUUUGGUAAACAGGAAACUAAUAAACGAUACUUGCAGUAUGCAGAAGGUCUCCAAAUAGAUUGGGAGAAAGUCAGAGCCAAAAUUGAGAUGGAAAUUACUAAAGAACGAGAGCGAUCAUCAAGCAGCCAGUCCAGCAAGAAUACAGGUCUAAGGCCCUAAAUUUCUUGCUUACCUCGAAGAAGUUUUACCUUUUGAAACUAAUUCUGAUUAAUCAAGGAUUAUCAUAUUUUCAGUGCU
Molecule: messenger RNA, 2781 nt
Organism: Lutra lutra (Eurasian river otter)
Lineage: Eukaryota; Metazoa; Chordata; Mammalia; Carnivora; Mustelidae
Gene: IFT80
Product: intraflagellar transport 80
Exons: 23
Coding region: 250-2703 (817 amino acids)
Biological process (GO): cilium assembly
Cellular component (GO): centrosome; intraciliary transport particle B; cilium
Molecular function (GO): protein binding
Source: RefSeq, a predicted model, not a curated record